AUGAAACUGUUUGUCUAUCCUGCCUGCGCUCUUUUAUAUCACAGACCAGAGCCUCUGGAUGACAGGAGUUCCGACAUGACCGAUGUCAGCUCCAACAACCACCCGUCCUUCGAUCCGUUCAAAUGCACCACCAUAACAUUCUCUGAUCAAGUAAAAUUAUUUGUUGGUCGGCUGCACCCAAAGACUACGGAAUCCGACCUCACAACUUACUUCUCCCAGUUUGGAUCUGUCGAAGAUGCUCAAAUUAUAACCAAUAAGAAAAAUACCUCAAAAGGCAACUUCGGUUUCAUCACCUUUGCAGAAAUUCGAACCAUCAACCGAGAUGUUCUAAAUACCUACCACUUCCUCCAUGGCCGAAUGCUCGACGUUCAGAUUGCAACAACCCCUGGUCAGUCGCGUUUCACUAGAGCAAAUCCAUCCAUUCACUUACAUUCGUAG
Dibothriocephalus latus is the source of this 438-nucleotide messenger RNA. The record is from the annotation of a GenBank genome assembly. NCBI's taxonomy places the organism in Eukaryota, Metazoa, Platyhelminthes, Cestoda, Diphyllobothriidea, Diphyllobothriidae.